This is a messenger RNA of Falco peregrinus (peregrine falcon), 6670 nucleotides long. RefSeq names its product TNF receptor superfamily member 11a (gene TNFRSF11A). The record is from RefSeq and is a predicted model, not a curated record. The transcript is spliced from 10 exons. NCBI's taxonomy places the organism in Eukaryota, Metazoa, Chordata, Aves, Falconiformes, Falconidae. Gene Ontology annotation, molecular function: cytokine binding; tumor necrosis factor receptor activity. Gene Ontology annotation, biological process: response to interleukin-1; ossification; positive regulation of bone resorption. Bases 297 to 2267 code for a protein of 656 amino acids. Gene Ontology annotation, cellular component: external side of plasma membrane.
GAGAAAGGAAAGGGAGGGACAAGAAGAAGGGAAAAAAAAAAAACACAACUGCAUGUCAAGUCUGAGGAAAUGCUGUGGGAACUACAGCCAGGCGCUAUUUUUUUUUUUUUUCUCUCUCUCUUCUUCUCUUUUCUCCCCUCGUGUAGCUGAGAGGAAGGAAAGGAAGAACGAGAAGUAGCUAGCGCAAAUGUGCCUCGCUCUGCUGCUGGGGCGUGGGGGCUCGGCUGGAAGGAUCUAGUUUCUCUUUGGUGGCAGGAAAAGAAGCCACAGGAGGAGGCAGAGACGGACACCCAGACAUGCCUGUCCCGUCAGGCUGCUGGCUCCUUCUCCUUUCCCUCACUGCUGCUGGCAAACAGUUGUCACUACAAAUCACUCCACCGUGUGAAAGCGAACAACACUAUGAAUACUCUGGACGGUGCUGCACAAAGUGUGAGCCAGGAAAAUAUAUGUCUGCUAGAUGCACUGAUACUUCUGAUAGUGUGUGCCAACCGUGUGGCCCAAACGAGUAUAUGGAUGUCUGGAAUGAAGAAGAUAAAUGCUUACUACAUAAAAUAUGUGAUCAAGGGAAAGCUUUGAGAGAAGUGAACCCUGGGAACAGCACAUUCCAGCGUCAGUGUGCUUGCACGAUGGGCUACCACUGGAAUGAAGACUGUGACUGCUGUCAACGAAAUACUGUGUGUGCUCCAGGGUUCGGAGUUGAGCAUCCUGUGCAACAAGACAAGGACACAAUGUGCAUACCAUGUCCCAGAGGCUACUUCUCAAAGGUCGCUUCAUCCACCGACGAGUGUAAAUCCUGGACCAACUGUACAGCUCUAGGAAUGGCAGAAAAUGUGCCUGGAACUGACAAGUCAGAUGCAGUUUGCGCAGAACGGAAGAUGCCUGAGCCAUCAGAAGAUGGAGCAAACAGGAUCUUAUACGUGUUGAUUGUCAUCUUGUUUUUUGUGGCACUAAUUGGCAUUGUCAUCUUCAUCGUAUACUACAAGAAUAAGGGAAAAAAGCUGACAGCAGAUCUACAGAAUUGGGCUAACGAAGUGUGCAGCCAAAUAAAAGGAACAAAGGAGCCCCCCAGAGAUGCUUUUGUUACCGUGAACAUCACAAAUGCUGCUGUCCCUGAAGUCAUGGGUCUCCUGGGCCCCACUGGCUCGCCUGCCCCUGGAAACUCGUGCUGCACCAGUGGUCACGCUCCUUGCAGGAACGGGAGCCCCAGCACAGCACCGUGUGAGGCAGGAGGGAACCUCGAAGGGUUUUCUGUGGUAACUGAGACUGAUGAUGACCACUUCCCACCAGUUCCCAUGGAAGAUGAAUACAUGGAUAAGGAUCUCAAUACUGCUGAUUCUUUAUUGAGUCGGACUGCCAGUAAAACCAUUUCAUCAUUUUCAGAACCAAUGGAGGCAGGGGAGAAUGACAGCCUAAAUCAGUAUUUUUCAGGGAUUGGGAGCACAGAGGACAUAUCAGUCUCUCAAGGCUUUCACCCUUCCUCCAGCACAGAUGGGGCACACCCCACCAUGGACAAACUUCUUCAGAAAUCUUGCCAACAUGCCCACAGUUGCCUGAAGGAAACAGGCAACAAAGACACAGAUAAUUUUGCAACAAACUAUGACUUGGAGAAGAUCUGUGUGAGGUGUGGCAUUUCGUACAGGGAAUCUCCCAGAAAGUGGAGCAAACCCUGUUGUGCUGUGGCUGACAGUGCUUCCACCUCCCCAGAGACUGGAUCCUAUGCACAGUGCACGUGUGGCUUGAAUUUUCUCUCUGCGGGUCAGAGCACUCUAGCAAGUGAUCAUAGUAUGGAAGAUGCAUCUUCAGAUAGUUCCAACAUGAAGUACCAGAACACAAACAGAAGCACUUCAGGGACAAGCAGCAGCACUUCAGACUUUCCUCCAGCAUCUGGAAAUGUGACUGGAAACAGUAACUCCACCUUUAUCUCAAGUGGACAAGUAAUGAAUUUCAAGGGCGACAUCAUUGUUGUCUACCUUAGCCAAAACUCCCAGGAGGGGGCCACGGCCUCGGGGCUGAGCGAGGAGAACGUGGGCAGCCCGGUGCAGGAGGAGAACCUCAGCCGCUGUGAGACCUUUGCUGGCAACACCCAGCACUACAAGGAGAAGUGUGCGGAGCUGCAGGGUGCCUGCCCGCUGGCGGGGAGCGGGGCACCGCGGUGGCCUGCCAGACCCCUGGCCCAGGAGCAGGGCUCACCCUGCUGUGCCCAGGCCUCGCAGCCAGUGCAGGAGGAAGGGAAGCUGGGACACUUCUCAGAGAAAGUGUUGAACUGAGGCGAGCCGGUGUCCUUGCUGCGGGCCGGGGCGCCGACAGGCAGCCUGCGAGGAGGCCUGGGGCGGCUGUGGGACUCUUGAAGUCGCAGGUGUCGUGACAAAUUCAGAGACUGUUGCUGUCCCUGGUUGUCUCUGGGGAAAUUUUACAGCUGGAAAGGACCCUUGUGGCACACAUGCUGGUGGUGGUGCUCUCACUGAGGAGGUUACUGGUGGGGAGAGGCGCAUGUGUGAGGCCGGGUGUGCUGCCCCCAUCGCAGAAGCAGCGGCAGGGCUCUCUCCUCUCGCUCACGGGGCAGUGGGCUCCCCACCUGCCCCCCACUCCCUGGCACCUCUCCCCAGCAAGCCGCAGAGGAGAGCUGAGGAAGUCCUUCAGGCUGGGGACUUUGUGAGGAGGAGAGCAUUGCUGCUGGGUGUGCAGGGUGCUCCCAGAGAGGGAACAACAUGGCGGAGGACCACACUGAGAGGGGGACCCCUGAGCUCUGCCUUGGGGGUUUCCUUUUGUGACUAAGCUGCACCCAUUUUGCUGGGUCUUGGGCUUCCUCAGUGCCUCUGGUGGUGGAAGGGAUGGAAGGAAAGGUAAUGGAAGGAAGUGGUGCCACCUCUGCUGCUGAGCUUAGUGCCACUGCCGACCUUUGCCUCCCUGUGGUGAUCAGGCAGGUGGCACCAGCCCUUCCCAUCUUUCCCCAAGUGAGCAGACACUCCAGUCUCAAACCAGCACCAGACUAAAGAUCCUGGUCUGCCCCUUAUUAGCUUAUGGGUAUGAACAGGUGUAAUGGUGCUCCAAGCACACAAUAACAGGCAAAAUAAAGCUGAUAUGCCUUAAAAGCAUAUCAGAUUAAUCCUGAGCAAACAGCAUUUAUUGUUUUGGACCCUGAUUCACCUCUGCCUUAUUGCACCUCACUAGAGAAGGUCAAACCUCUUAAGAUGAGUGACAUGUGCCCAGCAUGCUGCUGCACGAAUAACGUCACUGAAAUUUAAGACGCAGAGCUGCUAGCAGGUAGAGGAAGAGUCUAUGAUAACCCACUGUGGACGUUUCCUGAGUGACAGGUGAGGGAGGGGUUACCCAAAGAUGGAGAACGUGGUCAGGGUCAAACACAUACAUGUUCCUUCACCUGCCCAAACAAUUUUGUCAUUCCCUUCAAUAUUUUCAUUAGUAAGAAGAGCUUUACUUAGGUAGCAUGAAGCUAUUUCCAGAGCUCGGCCUGUCUGAGCUGAAAUCAAAGUGUAGCCACUGUCACGCUGAGAGCUGAUAAGCAAUGGGACCAAAGGUUCAGAUUUAAAGAAUGAUGGUAGCUGUAGUUAGAAGGGAGUCUCAGCUAUUCAGCUGGCUUUGGUUCAGGUCACAUACCCUGCAGACUCCUCCAGUAGUCACUGCGGAAAGAAAGGUGAAGGGAACAGAAUCUCAAGCAACUCCCAAGAGGAAAAGAUAAUAUUUUAAAUGAUUUCUUGACAAGGGGUAAUUUUCUGACAUUCUCCUGCACAUGUGAGCACUGCAGGAGGCUAUCUUCAGUCUGAGCCUUCAGGAGGGUCAGUGCUGUGUUACCUGCCAGACAGCAAAGGGAUCUCUUAUCUAGUGUGAUCUCAUCUGUCCAGAUGGAAAAGGUCUCUGGCAGGGAGGGCUCCUCCCUGCGGAGGUUUUAAAGCUGAGGGGUUCACUGUGUAGCUACUCUGUUUGCAACAGUAAUGCUGUGUGGGUGAAGAGCACCUAUAAAGCUGACAAGGUGACCACUGUGUCAUGAUGAGCUUCUCAUCCACAAAACAAAAGAAUGGGCUUAGCCACCUUCACCUCUCAGGAGAAUAAUUCUGCUUUAUUUAUAUUCUGUGAUGUAAAGUACAGUACAAACGUGCAAGACUCUCUUUUGAGUGCCUGGCAUAAAGGGUGCAUGAACAGCCAGUCUCCAUUUCACCUUUGCAUAGCCUUCAGAAAACUAGACCAUCCUAACCUAGACUCAUCCAGGCAGGCAGGUGGUCCCAUUCAGUGACAGCCCAAGCUACCUCUGCCUCUUUGAAGGUGUGUAACUGAGGAUCUCUUAUCUGUGGUAUUUUGUCGUUCCUGCUCCUGUCCUUUACAACCUCUUUCCAGCCUCUUCUGGCCUAUUUCUCUAUCCUCUAGACAUUGGUGCAAUAGGGACAAGGAAGCAGAGCCACCAUCACCUUCAUGCAAGGUGGUGCAGAUAUUUUCUCCCUUCAUCUUCAUUUUUUCAGUCAUAUUUUCUUGGAAAGCAUUCAACUAGGACCUCAGCCCCACUGGGGAGCAUUCAACAGCCCCAUUUACAAGGCAGGAGGAACUGAAUUUUUAUGCUUAGCUCUGAGUAAAUACCUGUCUGCCAGUCUGCUGUUUUCUCCUUCUCCUUCUGCAGCUUCUUUCUUUCCAUGAUUUGUGUCCGCCACCAGAGAGCAGACUUAAAAUCCUGAUUUCAGAGAAGACAAUGGACAUUUACUAUGUGUCCUCAGUAAGGACACGCUUUUCACUUUCUGAAUUUCAGGAUCCUACUGAGAAAAGAUUGAAACUAGAAUCAUCAGCAAGCGUGAAGAAAUGGGUCAUAAUGAUCUCAGUGCUGUGGCUGCUCCCUCAUGGGAAAUGCGAUGCACCAGCAGAUGAGAUUCUUUUCCUUCCUCCAGAAUCUACCCAAAAGCAAAGAAACCAUAUCACAUUCAUCAGCAUGCUGCAUGUUCCCUGGGUCUGUGCCCAGCUGCUCAGACAUGAACCCCAAAGGGACUUCUUUAUUCUCAUGAUUUCAUUUGUCAUCAGUUUGGAGCUGGGGCUGGUUUUUUUUAACAUCUGUUUGUACAACAGGGCCCUGUGCAUUGGGCACUAAUUUGGAGGCUUCUGGCUGCUAUUGUAUUACACAUAAUUAAUGAUAAUAAAAGUCUUAAAGAUCUACUUAAGAAAAAGUGAAGAUUUUAUUUGAAUUAACAGAGAAAAUCAAAUACAUUAUUGUAUGCCUAUACUUACUUUGACCAAAAAAAUAAUCAAAUGUGAAUAUAAAGACAUUCCUGGUUAGGCUUUUGUAACAUUUUUUAUAUGUAGAAUUGUUUUAACAAAAAGUGCUUCUCUUCCUCAGUAUGCCACAAUAAUGCACAAGCACCUUCACAUGCACGCAUGGAACCGAACAGGAACAAUCAUAGAUCCGGUGUGGUCAUGCUUUACUGCUGAGAACUGGGCAUUGAUUCCAAUUCAUUCCUGAAGUCUCCUCCUGCACAGUAUGUGCUUUUACAAGUCUUUCAGCCUAAGGAAUCACAACAUGCUUUACUCAUGACGUAUAUACUAGGUGCUUUUGAAACUCAGCUACUUCAAGGCCGGGAGGACAGCAGUAAUUCUGCAUAUAACCACAGAAAAAUGAGGAGCAAUUUUUUGCACAAGGGCACUGGAGCAGCCUUUCCUAUCCCCAUGGAAAACAAUAUGGCAUUAAAAACCAAUAUAGACAAUAACUGCUGUUAAUCUGUGUACUUUGUUACAUGUUCACACAGAGACUGGAAAUCACCAUGCAAAGCAUACAGCAUACCUGGGAAUAGCAUCACUUUAAAAUGUCAUAAUUUCUACUUGUCCAUUCGGGUUCCCUUCCUUUUAUCAUAUCAAUGGUAUCUAAGCAAUUAUACCCCUGUGUCUAUUAUAAAACAGAACCCUGCCAAAGGAUGUCUUUGUGCUAAUCAGGUAUUUUAUACAUAGAUAUAUAUGUCUCCAUUCAAAUUAGGCAACAGUGCCCCCUCACCACCACUGUUAAAAACCAUCUACAGCUGUCAGAUACUUCACUUCUGCCAGCACAUGAUACUGGACAUGGUAAAACGGCUGCAAAUUCUUCAUGUUUAGAAGUUAUUUCUGGAGUAUGUAAUAUAUACUAUUAAUAGACACUUAAUAACAGUCACUGGAAAAUUGGAAGUAUAUUUAAGUUGUCUGGGGUUUCUUGCAAGGAAUGCUGAAUGACUCCAAACCUCAUAAGCUAUUUUUUCAAACCUCCUUCCAAAUGGCUGUUGCCUUUUUCAGUCCAUCAGGAAUACUUUGAUGCUGACCUGAAAGCGACGUGGUAGGGCAACACGCUGGCAGCACUGCUUUACAGCACUCUGUCUUGGAGAUGCGGGUACCCAAGAGCUCUGCCUGGCGAUAUUUGACCUGUGAGGAUUCCCAGCCCCUGCUCCCCACAACGCUAAAAGCCAACAAUUCAUGUUCACCUUGGCUGAGUUGCAGUGCUAUCUCUGGAAAAAUCAAACUGGUAAUUUUGUGGCAGUCCCAGUCACUGCUGAAGCCAGGGGCAUGCGAUCCUAGGUGCUGAUGGGAAUGAGUCCCAUUUCAGACAGGAAGAUUGUCAUGAAAUGUGUUUCUCCUCUUUUCCUCUUGCCUGGUGCUAUCCUGAUUUCCAGAAUGAAGAGUGAUUCCUACUAUACAAUAAAGGUUUUCUCUCAGA